Messenger RNA from Nannospalax galili (Upper Galilee mountains blind mole rat), 432 nucleotides. Its product is annotated as olfactory receptor 10A3-like. Bases 1 to 432 code for a protein of 143 amino acids. The record is from RefSeq and is a predicted model, not a curated record. Gene Ontology annotation, molecular function: olfactory receptor activity. Gene Ontology annotation, cellular component: membrane. Gene Ontology annotation, biological process: G protein-coupled receptor signaling pathway. The transcript has a single exon. NCBI's taxonomy places the organism in Eukaryota, Metazoa, Chordata, Mammalia, Rodentia, Spalacidae.
AUGGCUUAUGACCGUUUUGCUGCAAUCUGCCACCCCCUGUCCUACCCAGUGAUGAUGAACAAAAAAGUUUUUGUGAAAUUAGUGGUGUUCUUAUGGGUCUCAGGCACUAUGAUGACUACUGUGCAGACCACAUGGGUGUUUAGUUUUCCCUACUGUGGUCCCAAUGAAAUCAACCACAUAUCUUGUGAAAGCCCAGCAGUGCUGGAGCUUGCCUGUGCAGACCUUUUCUUCUUUGAAAUCUACGCCUUCGCAGGCACCAUUCUGAUUGUCAUGGUUCCCUUCCUGUUGAUCCUCCUGUCUUACAUUCGCAUCCUCUUUGCCAUCCUGAAGAUGUCACCCACUACCGGGAGACAGAAGUCCUUUUCCACAUGUGCCUCUCACCUCACAUCUGUCACCCUUUUCUGUGGCACAGCCAGUAUGACUUAUUUAUAG